Arabidopsis arenosa is the source of this 1002-nucleotide messenger RNA. Lineage: Eukaryota; Viridiplantae; Streptophyta; Magnoliopsida; Brassicales; Brassicaceae. The record is from the annotation of a GenBank genome assembly.
AUAGGCAAGGCCCAAUAAUAAAAUCUCAACCGUUGAAUUAAUCAACGGCUCUAGAUCCUUCAUCUUCCUCCCCCAAAUACCCAAAACCCUUCCUCUGUUUUUUUAUUAACCAGAGAAACCCCAACUUUUUCACAAACUCUCUCCAGAGAACAAAAAAAAUGAGCUUGAGAGAGAUGAGCGAAACAAAACCCAAGAGAGAUUCUGAUUACGAAGGAUCAAACAUUAAGAGGAUGAGACUCGAUGAUGACGACGACGUUCUACGCUCACCGACGAGAACUCUUUCUUCUUCUUCCUCUUCUUCUCUGGCUUACUCGGUUUCAGAUUCCGGAGGUUUCUGCUCCGUCGCGUUAUCUGAAGAAGAAUACGAUCAUCGAAGCUCAAGCAUCAUCAGCUCUGGUUGUUCUAGCAGUGAAACUAACGAAAUCGCUACUCGUCUUCCAUUUUCAGAUCUGGAGGCUCAUCAAAUCUCCGAAACCGAAAUCUCAACGUUAAUCACCAACAACAAUUUCAGCAAACAGGGAAGUCCAUUAAGCGAGAAUCUGGGAGAAACAGCUGAAAUGGAUUCGGCGACGACGGAGAGGAGAGAUCAGCGAAAGUCAGAGAAGAAGAUGGAAAAAUCACCGACACAGGCGGAGCUUGAUGACUUUUUCUCGGCGGCGGAGAGAUUCGAACAGAAACGAUUCACAGAAAAGUACAACUACGACAUCGUCAAUGAUACGCCGCUUGAAGGUCGGUACCAGUGGGUUAGUCUGAAGCCAUAGAAGAACAAAAAGGAGAUGAAGAAGAGACAAUGCUAAAGUUACACGUCGUGGUACUGUGAGUUUUGUCACAGACGGAAGAAUUUCUUAGAGACAUUUCAUUGUACAGUUUUUAUCUAAUUUUAAUUUCAUCUGUUCUUCGUACCCAGAGUUUUUUUUACUGAUUGUUAACUAGAAGUUUUAACCUUGAGUUUAAUUCUCUCUCAAUCUCGGUGAUAAUGUUGAACAAAGAGUGGGGUUACAA